Molecule: messenger RNA, 1432 nt
Organism: Nanorana parkeri
Lineage: Eukaryota; Metazoa; Chordata; Amphibia; Anura; Dicroglossidae
Gene: HSPA9
Product: heat shock protein family A (Hsp70) member 9
Exons: 11
Biological process (GO): cellular response to unfolded protein; protein refolding
Cellular component (GO): mitochondrion; cytoplasm
Molecular function (GO): ATP hydrolysis activity; heat shock protein binding; ATP-dependent protein folding chaperone
Source: RefSeq, a predicted model, not a curated record
AAUCCCUGCGCCUUGCUGGUUGUCCUACAAAGUUGCAAUGCUGAACGCUAGUAGAAUUGUCGGCCGUAUGUUGGCUUCCUUGCCACGAGGCGGAGCCUGCAAGGACUGCUUCAAUGGUUUCAGCCAAGAAGUCUUAAAAGGAGUAUACAAACGAAACUAUGCCUCUGAGACCAUUAAAGGAGCAGUUAUUGGAAUCGAUCUGGGAACCACAAACUCCUGUGUUGCUGUUAUGGAGGGAAAGCUGGCAAAGGUUCUUGAAAACUCAGAAGGUACCAGAACAACUCCUUCUGUUGUUGCCUUUUCAGCAGAUGGGGAGCGACUAGUUGGAAUGCCAGCAAAGAGACAAGCAGUGACUAAUCCCAACAACACAUUUUAUGCUACAAAACGUCUUAUUGGUCGUCGCUUUAAUGAUGCUGAAGUGCAAAAAGAUAUCAAAAAUGUCCCCUUUAAGAUUGUGCGUGCUUCUAAUGGUGAUGCCUGGGUAGAAGCACAUGGGAAGCUAUAUUCUCCAAGUCAGAUUGGUGCAUUUGUGCUUAUGAAGAUGAAGGAGACUGCAGAAAAUUAUUUGAGCCAUGCUGCCAAGAACGCAGUUAUCACUGUGCCUGCAUAUUUCAAUGACUCUCAAAGGCAGGCAACAAAAGAUGCUGGGCAGAUUGCUGGAUUGAAUGUUUUGCGAGUAAUUAAUGAACCAACUGCUGCUGCCCUUGCUUAUGGCCUAGAUAAGUCAGAUGAUAAAAUCAUUGCGGUCUAUGAUCUUGGAGGUGGUACUUUUGAUAUUUCAAUCUUAGAAAUACAAAAAGGUGUAUUUGAAGUGAAGUCUACUAAUGGUGACACCUUCCUUGGUGGAGAAGAUUUUGACCAAGAAUUGUUGCAGCAUAUUGUAAAGCAGUUCAAAAGAGAAACUGGUGUGGAUCUGAUGAAAGACAACAUGGCUUUACAAAGAGUGAGAGAAGCAGCCGAAAAGGCAAAAUGUGAAUUAUCUUCAUCAGUGCAGACUGAUAUUAAUUUGCCAUACCUGACUAUGGAUGCUUCGGGCCCAAAACACUUAAAUAUGAAGCUGACUCGUUCUCAGUUUGAAGGGAUUGUGGCUGAAUUAAUUAAAAGAACGAUUGCGCCAAGCCAAAAAGCUAUGCAAGAUGCAGAAGUCAGCAAGAGUGACAUUGGGGAAGUUCUUCUAGUCGGUGGAAUGACCAGAAUGCCAAAGGUCCAGCAAACUGUGCAAGACCUGUUUGGCCGUGCUCCCAGCAAAGCUGUAAAUCCCGAUGAAGCUGUGGCUAUUGGUGCUGCUAUUCAAGGUGGUGUAUUGGCUGGUGAUGUAACAGAUGUUCUGCUGUUGGAUGUCACUCCUCUUUCCCUUGGAAUUGAAACACUUGGUGGAGUCUUCACAAAGCUAAUAAGCAGAAACACAACUAUCCCUACAAAGAAGAGCCAG